UUGAUAACAAAUAGUUGCAGCUAUGUAUGUGUGACGAAGCAAUUGUUUACCCAACUAUAAUGAUUAACAGAUGACAGGAGGAAUUAUGAGUUUCUGUACCGAGGAAGAAUAAGUUAGGUUUCGGGUUUAGUUUCCUGGGAACUCCAGAGGGCGUGGUCAAUUUGAACACUAUAAACACAGCCUUUGUUCCAGCCACAUUGACAGACAAUCCUUGUGUGUGCUAUAGAAUGGCUGCCACCUUGUCUCUAAUGGAGGAACACCUCUUGUGUCCCGUGUGCUUGGACAUCUUCAGAAACCCUGUGGUUCUCAAAUGCAGUCACAGUUUCUGUGAGGAUUGUCUGCAGAAAUACUGGAAGAACGUAGAGAAUCUGUUUUGUCCUGUAUGCAGGAAAGAAUGUUCUUCUGAGGAGCCAAGUCUAAGCCUGGCCUUAAAGAGUCUCUGCAAUUCCAUACAGAAGUUCACGGAAAAAAACAAAGCCGAGCACAACUGUCAGCUGCAUGGUGAGCACCUUAAACUCUUCUGUUUUGAUGAUAAACAGCCCAUCUGUGUUGUCUGCCACACAUCAAAGAAACAUAAAGGUCACGAUUGCAGUCCCAUUGAGGAGGCUGUCCCUGAUCUAAAGAGUGAACUACAGGCUAUGGUUUUCACUUUGAUGAACAAAUUGCAAAACAAGAAUGCAGCCAAGAUAACUCAUCAAAAUUGGUUGGAGCACAUAAAGGGCCAGGCUCAAUGUGCAGAGGAGCAGAUAAGGAGGGAGUUUAAGAAACUCCACCAGUUCCUAGAAGAGGAAGAAACUGCCAGGAUAGCUGCACUGAAAGAGGAAAAACAACAGAAAGAGGGAGUUAUGCAAGAACAAGCUGAGGCUUUGAUGAGAGAUAUGGCAACCCUUUCAGAGACAAUUAUAGUUGUCAAGAAAGAAAUGGAUGUAGACAAUAUCACAUUCCUAAAGAACUACACGGCUAUACAUAACAGAUCCAACUGCAUAUCCACAGGUACUGAAGAUACAGAGAUUGUAUCAGGAACACUGAUUGACAUGGCCAAACAUUUGGGAUCUCUAAAGUUCAAAGUCUGGGAGAAGAUGCUUGAGUUCGUUGACCACAAUCCUGUGACCCUGGAUCCGAACACAAUGUCCACUAAGCUUGCAGUCAAUGAUGACCUAUCAAUUUUGAAAUACUGCGACGAGAGGCAGAAUCUCCCAAACAAUACAGAAAGGUUUCAAAAUAUAGGAGUGUUGGGUUCUGAAGGAUUUACUAAAGGCAUUCAUUUCUGGGACGUGGAGGUAGGCGAUAAUGAUAACUGGAUCUUAGGAGUUGCCAAAGAGUCUAUUCCUCGCAAGAGGUUAGUAAAAAUGUUGCCUCAAAGUGGAUUGUGGGUCUUAAGAUAUGUCAGUGGGAAAUACAAAGCAGGAACAAAACCACUGGUGCAGAUGAAGUUGGAUGAGAGCCCAAAAGUGAUCAGAGUACAACUGGACUGUGACCAAGGAGAGGUGACCUUCUACGACCUCACCAGGAAUACCCCUCUAUUCACUUUCAAUGAUGAAUUCCCUGAAAAGGUUUUUCCAUACUUUAAUACUCAAAGUCACAUUUGCCCACUGCGCCUUUUAAAGAGUGUUUAAAAUAUGCCAUACAUGAGGAUGAAUUGAAUUGUAAUGAUAUGUCAACUUAUGAAAUUAGUUUGCAGACAUUAGCUGGCAAAUUGGGAAAAUUUAAUAGGAAUCAAACUCCUAUUCAUUAACAAAGAAAAUGCUUUAAGCAGUUGAUGCACUAUGAAAAAUCAAGCAUCUACAAUCAAAAUCCAUGUGUUAAUUUCAAAGCCAACUUCCUAAUCUUAUGAUGACUCAUUUUAAUAUGUGACGUUUUACUUGUACAGUAAAUACAUCCACCACUAGGUAGGGGUAUCCAACUACAUAGAUACUAUGAAGACAUAACUGUUAUAUUGUUAGACAACAAUAAAUGCUUUGAAAAACUUGGUAUCCUUUUGCAUGUGACAGUAAACGACAAACAGAGAUGAAGGGAUCAUAAAAGAGAAGUUCUUCAUGGAGUCUUCCUCUGGCCUGUGCUUCUCCUCACCUGACUUGGGUUGUUCUCCAGCUCAAGCUGUCUGUGCUCCAUGACAUAAAUGAAUAACGUAACUAUUUCUGUUUUUAGCCAAUGACUUGCAGUUGACUAGUAACUGCCUAGAGAACUACCUCUGUUCAGCUGUUCUCAAUUUAUAGGUGAUUAGAAUGCUCUCUCAUGGUGGAAUUUACCAGACCAUUGUAAAUGAUAAAGAAACGUGCAUUUUCUCUAAAAGUUUCAACAAUUUCAAGGGGUAUGAAUAAUGUUGGACACGGUAUUUUUUGUAAAAAUUUUAACAAGACAGAAACAGUUACUUUAUUAAUUUGCAUAUCCAGCACAAUGUAUUACCGUCUUUCGUCACUUGUUUAGUUCAUUUCCAGCCAGAAGAAACCUAUUGGUUAAAUAAAAAUUAAAUAUAGCUCAAAAUUUGGCAUAGGUAUGAAUCAUUUUGGAAUAAACUGUUGGUACCGUUUACCUGAACUUAGAAACGUAAAAAUGUACAAUUGCAAAGUUUGUCCGGUGCUCCUGGCAUCUUGAAAUGACUUCUGGGAUAUCAAAUGCAUUCUCGCUGGCCAAAUCACCAACCCAAGCAUCCUCAAUAAAACGGGCAGGUCAAGAACACAAGCGGGCAUUUUAGGCAUUCUUGGUGUCUUGCGUUUUUGGGAACAGUACUUGGACCAUGAAAGAUGACGUCAAACGGGUUCAUAAGAACACAAGAAUGGACAAAAACGCGGAUUGAUAAACAGCCCCUGGCCCAAUUCCAACGUCCCCCCUGAACACUAAGCCCUGAACCCUCACAGACUUAACUGACGUCAUCUGGUAAGUGAUUGAGUGCAAGAGGCUGCAAGGGCUCUAAAUGCUAUAAAUAGUAAUGGGACAGCACUGGACAUUAUCAUGUUACCUUGAUGACGCUGAAACAUGUUGCACAAUAUUGUGGGUUUGGGACUUUAUUUUAUGUUUUUUUACUUUCUUUGCAGCCAAGGCACUUAAUAGACCAACUGCCUGAUUUAUAUGUCCGACAGAGUGGACAAGAGGUAAUUGUCAGUAACAAUCUAUAUUUGUCAAUAAUCAAUGUACUAUUUUUGGUCAAAACAGCGUUGUUAAGCUAAAACUAAAAUGAAUAGUCGUAAUAAGGUGAUUACAUUCCUCUGAUUUCAUGUGUUCUAUGUGCCAUCUUAAAUCCUUGUUAAUGUAGUGCAGUUUACCGUUCUUUUCUUUUAAAUAUUUCUCUUGCAUCCGGGCAUCCCCUAGUAACCUUCGUGUUUCACAUCACAAUGCUAUGAACUGAGAAUUGCCCACAGUUCAUAGCAUUGUGAUGUGAAACGGCUUGGGCUCAAUGUGUGCGGAGUCAAACGCGUCUAACCCGACCCUUUCUCGUCUCCUUAAAGGUCACUCAAGCUCAAGUUUGCAAAGCAAUCAACAUCAAUGAAAGCGAAUCCUAAUCGAACAUAUCGUACAUAAAUAUACAUACAAAUAUAAACCAAGAUGCUUAAGCUUUCAUGAGCUUUCAUAAUUUAAUAAAGAAGCUGAUAAAUGGUGCAAAGUGAGGUAACUUACAGAAAUAUGGAGAACCAAGGACAUGCAGGAGAGGGAGUGCAGUGAUGUAGUAACCAUAACGUGCACAUGCUAUCAGAAAGGAACCAAGUGGAUAGCUACAUUGUUGUCAAGGAUUAAAAUGUUUAGUUAUUUUUGGUUGUAUUUGUCUACUUAUAUUUUAAUUAGGUAUUUUUGUUUAAUGCCCGAAGGUACCAGUCUGACUUUUACAAUAAGUUCACCUUUUGAUAUGAUCAUUUAUCUUAAAUAAUAUACUUAUACAUACAGC
This is a messenger RNA of Esox lucius (northern pike), 3880 nucleotides long. RefSeq names its product E3 ubiquitin-protein ligase TRIM39. Gene Ontology annotation, biological process: protein ubiquitination. The transcript is spliced from 6 exons. Gene Ontology annotation, molecular function: ubiquitin-protein transferase activity; zinc ion binding; protein binding. The record is from RefSeq and is a predicted model, not a curated record. The coding region runs from base 228 to 1616 and encodes 462 amino acids. NCBI's taxonomy places the organism in Eukaryota, Metazoa, Chordata, Actinopteri, Esociformes, Esocidae.